AUGGAGAGGCUGAUACCUUCCAACUCGUGCUGUGAUCCGUGGCCCCAUCUGACCUCUUUGUGUUUCCCCAUCAUCCAGGUAACAACUGGUGGAAGAGCCAGCUACUAUGUGUCCUAUCGAAGAGAGGCCUUCGCUCAGAUAAAGCUGCCCAAGUACUCACUGCCAAAGGACAUGCACAUCAUCAGUACUGAUGAGAACCAAGUGUUUGCAGCGGUCCAGGAAUGGAACCAGAAUGACACCUACAACCUCUACAUCUCAGACACACGUGGGAUCUACUUCACCCUGGCCAUGGAGAAUAUUAAGAGCAGCAGAGGUCUAAUGGGAAACAUCAUUAUUGAAUUGUAUGAGGUAGCAGGUAUCAAAGGGAUAUUUCUGGCCAACAAGAAGGUGGAUGACCAGGUGAAGACACACAUCACAUACAACAAGGGCAGGGAUUGGCGCCUAUUGCAAGCUCCAGACGUGGACCUGAGAGGAAGCCCGGUACACUGCCUGCUGCCCUUCUGUUCCUUACACCUGCACUUGCAGAUCUCUGAAAACCCAUAUUCCUCAGGAAGAAUCUCUAGCAAGGCAACAGCCCCAGGACUUGUGGUGGCUACAGGGAACAUUGGCCCAGAGCUCUCAUAUACUGAUAUCGGUGUCUUCAUUUCUUCUGAUGGGGGCAACACGUGGAGACAGAUCUUUGAUGAAGAGUACAAUGUCUGGUUCCUAGACUGGGGUGGCGCCCUCGUGGCCAUGAAACACACACCUCUGCCAGUCAGGCAUUUGUGGGUGAGUUUUGAUGAGGGCCACUCCUGGGACAAGUAUGGUUUCACAUCGGUUCCCCUUUUUGUCGACGGUGCUCUGGUGGAGGCAGGAAUGGAGACCCAAAUCAUGACAGUUUUUGGCCACUUCAGCCUCCGUUCUGAAUGGCAGUUGGUGAAAGUGGACUACAAAUCUAUCUUCAGCCGGCGCUGCACCAAGGAAGAUUAUCAGACCUGGCACCUGCUCAAUCAGGGGGAGCCUUGUGUCAUGGGAGAAAGGAAAAUAUUCAAGAAACGCAAGCCAGGAGCUCAGUGUGCCCUGGGCCGAGACUCCUCAGGGACGGUGGUCUCAGAACCCUGUGUCUGUGCUGACUGGGACUUUGAGUGUGACUAUGGCUAUGAGAGACACGGAGAGAGCCAGUGUGUCCCAGCUUUCUGGUACAAUCCAGCAUCCCCAUCAAAGGACUGCAGCCUUGGUCAAAGCUACCUUAACAGCACUGGGUACCGGCGGAUUGUGUCCAACAACUGCACAGACGGGCUGAGGGAGAAGUACACCGCAAAGGCCCAGAUGUGCCCUGGAAAAGCCCCUCGGGGCCUCCACGUGGUGACAACCGACGGACGCCUGGUGGCAGAGCAGGGGCACAAUGCGACCUUUAUCAUUCUCAUGGAGGAGGGUGAUCUCCAAAGGACAAACAUCCAGCUUGACUUUGGCGAUGGUAUUGCUGUGUCCUACGCUAACUUCAGCCCCAUUGAGGAUGGCAUCAAACAUGUGUACAAGAGUGCAGGAAUCUUCCAGGUGAUGGCUUAUGCGGAGAACAACCUGGGCUCAGACACAGCUGUCCUCUUCCUGCAUGUGGUUUGUCCUGUGGAGCAUGUCCAUCUCCGAGUUCCCUUUGUCGCCAUCAGGAAUAAGGAGGUCAACAUCAGUGCAGUCGUGUGGCCCAGUCAGCUGGGGACGCUCACCUAUUUCUGGUGGUUCGGCAACAGCACGAAGCCCCUGAUCACGUUGGACAGCAGCAUUUCCUUCACAUUCCUCACAGAGGGAACCAACACCAUCACUGUUCAAGUGGCAGCGGGGAAUGCCCUUAUCCAGGACACGAAAGAUAUUGCAGUGCAUGAUGGGGAAUAUGUAGGAGAAAUAUCCAGGGGGAACAAUAAUGGUUUGAUCUUUUGUGUGCCUUUGGAGCACAUGAGCAGCAAUUGGGUGAAGAUAACCAGGAGAGUUGACAAUAUGGAUGUGAAGAUCAAGCAGAGGUUCCUGCUUCAGGACAAACAUUCCAAGUUACAGUUACUGAACCAAGGGUCUGAAUAUUUUUAUGGCCUUAAAGUAACCAGUGUCCCCGAAGACCAGAUCCUGGUUGCUGUGUUCCCUGGCCUCCCAACUUCAGCUGAGCUCUUUAUCCUCCCCCCGAAGAACUUGACAGAGAGGAGGAAAGGCAAUGAAGGGGACCUGGAACAAAUUGUAGAGAUUCUGUUUAAUGCCCUAAAUCAAAACUUGGUUCAAUUUGAACUGAAGCCAGGAGUUCAAAUCAUUGUGUAUGUCACACAGCUGACAUUAGCUCCAUUGGUGGACUCCAGUGCUGGGCGCAGCAGCUCAGCCAUGCUUAUGCUCUUGUCAGUGGUGUUUGUCGGCCUGGCUGUGUUUUUGAUCUACAAGUUUAAAAGGAAAAUCCCCUGGAUUAACAUCUAUGCUCAAGUUCAACAUGACAAGGAGCAGGAAAUGAUUGGGUCAGUGAGCCAAAGUGAAAACACCCCCAAAAUCACCCUCAGUGACUUCACCGAACCCGAGGAACUGCUGGACAAAGAGCUGGACACCCGGGUCAUAGGAGGCAUUGCCACUAUUGCAAACAGCGAAAGCACAAAGGAGAUCCCCAACUGCACUAGUGUUUAAUACCGACAAGCCACGCGGUCCACCAUCUUUCUGACUUUUUAUUUUUGAUGAUCACUAUUACUAUUAUUAUGGAAAAAAUGAAAAUGUCUUUUCUAACCUUUGUUUACCAAGGGCCCCUUCAUACAUAGCAGGCAGAUGCUUAGCUUUGGGAGGCAAAGGGAUUCUUAGCUGAUUAAACGGGACAAAAAGGAUAAAUGGCUGUAUUCGUGCUAUGGGCAAAGUAUGCAUCUUCCCAUGGCCUUUUUGCUUUAUUCUGCCAUUAAUGGUGCAAUGACUCUCUUUUUUUCUUGUGAUUCCUCUUUCUUUUUACAAGUUGGAUUGGCUUUUCAUUAACCUCUCAUUUCUCCCUCCUGUACCCUCCCCCGGCACACACACUUAAAACAUAAACCAUUUCCCAGGUAGAUCUGCAGGAGAUAGCUUGGUGGGGAGUGAACGUAGCUGCAAAAAGCGUGCACACCUUUAUGAAAGAGGCCCUGCCUCGUGCAUGUCAAUAGCAAGGCUACUGAUGGCUUAUUGUAUAUAACAACAAUGUAAAUACCUUUUUAUUUCCUAAGAAAUAAUUUAAUGUUUAGUAAAAAGGAAAACAGAAAAAAGAAAGAUGCGUGUGUUGGCUUAUGCACUCACCCUCAGAGCUGCCCAACCCCCAGGCCUGCUUGAUGUGUUGGGUUCUGGAUGCUUUCCAGUUGUCUGUCACAAUUAACUCUUGCAUCUCUGUGUCCAUGCCAUAGCUGGUUUCUACUUAUAUAUAUAAGGGGGGUGGGGGGUGGCUUCCUUUGGGCAAUCGGUAAAGGAACGACUAUGGUGACAUCGUAGAACAUGGGGGUCUUUUUGUUCCAUCAGUGAUAUGGAAGAAGUUGCAAGAUGAAGCCCACUAGAGACUUCAAACUGAGAUCCAGAUGGGGGUACAAGGCUUCCCCUCCCAAAAGAAAAAAGUUGAGGAUAUUAUCAGCCCGAGAAAAUGGUUUCUCGAACAAAGCCACGCAAUGGAUCUAAAGAUGACAAUGGCUCUGCUUUCUGGUUGGAUUCCAAGGAAAAUGUAUAAUGCUUAUGGGGGAUUCUUGGGCUAUUCUUAGCUCAGAAAAGUCCCCUGGACACUAGAUUAAGCCCAACGAGUGCCUCUUGUGAUCAGAGGAGUUAGAGAGGUUGGGAGGGAGGUAGCAUUUGUGGAAUCACAAGCCCAUGCAAACCCUGCAGGCCAAAUAGGGGUCUAGUCUUUAAUGAUAUUAGUCAAAGAUGAUUUUAGCAAAGCUGUGCUAUUUGCUUGUCAGAUGUACACAACUUCCUUAAAGUCAAAUGUCUGCCUUCAGUUCCCUUAAAAUAGUUCUUGCCUCUUGAGUGGCUGGCUUUCAAAGCCAGUGUUCUCUUUUCCAGCACCUAGCCCCUUUAACCAUUUACACAUAUCAAUUGUUUUCAGUCGGAUCACUUUAAGCCAUGUUAUAACCUUUUCUAUUUUUUUUUUCAGGCUUAGCCUGUGCACACUUUUAGAAAAUGAUAUACUGUAUAUAUGGGAGGAAAGGCCAAUUUUGUACCUGUUAAUACUUGUGGGAUGUUCACAUUUUUCUCUGUGAGACACUGAGAAAAUGUGAUCUACAGAAAUCUGACUGGCUACAGCAUAGAUCAGGAUUAGGAGUAUUUCUAACGAUCCUGCUUUUUUGUUUCGAGGGUUAAAUGGGGCAGACAAUUGCAAUACUUGUACUAAACACUGGAAUACAAAUGCAUGAGUCAUAUCUAUAUAUACAGUAUAUGUACAUAUACUGUUCUUGGUUUUAUUGUUCCAUUUGAAUAUUUCUACUGUAAAAAAAGACAGUGGUUUUGAAAUUGUUGAAAAUAAAUGUAUUUUUGUACAUCAAAGCUA
Hipposideros armiger (great roundleaf bat) is the source of this 4486-nucleotide messenger RNA. RefSeq names its product VPS10 domain-containing receptor SorCS3-like. NCBI's taxonomy places the organism in Eukaryota, Metazoa, Chordata, Mammalia, Chiroptera, Hipposideridae. Gene Ontology annotation, cellular component: postsynaptic density membrane. The transcript is spliced from 21 exons. The coding region runs from base 1 to 2631 and encodes 876 amino acids. The record is from RefSeq and is a predicted model, not a curated record.